Molecule: messenger RNA, 280 nt
Organism: Paramecium octaurelia
Lineage: Eukaryota; Ciliophora; Oligohymenophorea; Peniculida; Parameciidae
Source: the annotation of a GenBank genome assembly
UAUGUAUCAACAGCACAAAUAUUGGUUAAUUAAUAAACGAAAAGAAUUGAUUUUAACAUUUAGGAUCUAUAAACAAUAAAGUAUUUUAAUUAAAUGUCAAAAGUAGAGAGGAAAGAGUGGCUUACUAUGUCAGUAUAAUAGAAUAAUUAAAGUAAAUAAUUUAUAGCCUAAGUUAACAAAAUUAAUAGAUAGAAAUAAGGAAGAGAUUAUUGAUUUAGUUAAAAAAUUUCAAAUAAAAAUAUUAGGCUUUUUAAAAAGAAUGAAUUAAUAUUAAUAAUGA